Pleuronectes platessa (European plaice) is the source of this 6773-nucleotide messenger RNA. It is a transcript of the gene zc3h4, whose product is annotated as zinc finger CCCH-type containing 4. The transcript has 14 exons. Gene Ontology annotation, molecular function: RNA binding; metal ion binding. The record is from RefSeq and is a predicted model, not a curated record. Bases 276 to 4508 code for a protein of 1410 amino acids. Gene Ontology annotation, cellular component: nucleus. Gene Ontology annotation, biological process: negative regulation of DNA-templated transcription. NCBI's taxonomy places the organism in Eukaryota, Metazoa, Chordata, Actinopteri, Pleuronectiformes, Pleuronectidae.
CGCUCGGAGGGAAACGCCCCCUUUCUCCUUGGAGAAGACCGACGGCCAUUUUACGUUCACCAGUCGUCAUUUCACAUCGCUACAGUAGGACGGAGAGCGUCAGGACUCACUUUCAUCAUAUUUCUGUGACAACUGUAGUGGAGAGAAUUUGCCUACAAUGAACUGAAACUCUUCCUGAAAUCAAAAUCCAGUAGAAUCCUAGUGAAGUGACGCAUAAGCCAGUGAUUUCAAGUGUCGAGUUGUAAUUUUUUUGCACCUCAAUGUAGCUAGAGGAAAUGGCUGUGGAAAGCAUGACUGUGCAUCCAAACUCCCCAACUACCAACCACGAACACAACAGUCUCCUGACUGACGAAAGGCCAGAGGAUGGAGAACUGGAGGAAGGUGAGCUGGAAGAUGAUGGGGGAGAAGUUGAGGUGGAGGAAAUAGGUGGAGGUGCAUCCACAGCAGCAGCAGCAGCAGCAGCAGGAGGAGGCGUUGGAGAUGGGGGUGAUGAAGCAGGUGGAGGAGGUGAGCCAGGAGGGGAAGGGGCCGUGGAGAAGCCUCGGGGAAGUAAGGAGCGCCACGCCAGUAGCGAAUCUGACGAAGAGCGAUCGCACCGUCGCAAGAGGAAGAGGAAGAAAGAGAGGGAGCGCGAAAGGGAGAAGAGGAGGGCUAAAAAGAAGCGCAAAUCCAAACACAAACGUCAUGCAUCCUCUGAUGAUGACCACUCAGACUUCAGUGAGGACUCAGACUACAGUCCCAGUGAGAAGAGGAAGUACAGAGAGUACAGUCCUCAGUACCCCCCUCCUACUCAUGGAGGCUACAGUGGCUCAAAGAAGGGCAGCUACAUGAAGAUGGAAAAGCCGACCUACGGAGGUUACGAGGAAUAUGAAGAAGAGAACUAUGAGGGAGAGGAAGAAGAGGAAAUAGGGGAAGAAGGCUAUGACGACUUCACGAAGGAACUCAACCAGUACCGCAAGGCUAAGGAAGGAGGAGGUGGUCGCGGACGAGGGGGCAGAGGUCGUAUGAGAGGCCUGAGAGGCCGUGGAGGAAUGAGGGGAGGAAGGAGGGGUAGAGGAGUAGGAGUAGGAGGCGGCGGCGGCAGAGGAAGAGGAGGUGGAGGAGGAGGAGGAGGAGGACGAGGUGUAAAGAUGGGAGGAGACAAUGAUGAAGGAGAUGGCUAUGGAGAAGAGAUGGAGAAUCAAACCAGUGGAACCUUUCAACUGUCCUCACAGUAUGGAGAAGAUGAUUAUGACAACAUGGGGGAGGAAGACUAUGAUGACUACUCAAAAGAAUUCAAUCCGUACAAGAAGUCCAAAGACAGAGGCAGAGGUGGGUUUCCAGGAGGUAAAGGAGGCCGUGGGCGAGGCAGAGGUAAAGGAGGACGGGGAAUGAUCAGAGGAGGAAAAGGUCGAAACAGAGGGAGAGGGAGAGGAGACAUGGGGAAUGAUGACGACAAUGACAUGGACAAUGGGGAUGGAUGUGGAGGUGAUGGUCCUGGAUUAGGAAGGAGGAAUCUGAAUGACAAACACCAGGAUAAGAAAGGAAAGGCCAUCUGCAAGUACUACAUUGAGGGGAGAUGCACCUGGGGGGACCACUGCAACUUCAGCCAUGACAUAGAACUGCCGAAGAAGAAGGAGCUGUGCAAGUUCUACAUUACUGGAUUCUGUGCUCGAGCUGACCACUGCCCUUACAUGCAUGGUGAAUUCCCCUGCAAGUUGUUCCACACCACAGGUAACUGUGUCAAUGGCGACGAGUGUAUGUUUUCACAUGAUGCCCUCAGUGACGACACUCAGGAGCUGCUUAACAAGAUGCUGGCAGAGGAUGCCGAGGCAGGAGCUGAGGAUGAGAAGGAGGUGGAGGAACUCAAGAAGCAGGGAAUCAAUCCUCUCCCCAAACCCCCUCCUGGAGUGGGCCUCCUCCCCACACCUCCUCGGCCUGUUCCCCUAGACUCAAACACAGGGCCAGGGGAUUUUUCUGGGCCACCACCCGGAGACUUUGGGGGUCCUCCUGGACCUAACCAAGGACCCCCAGGACCACCACCGGGACAAGGGCCUGUCCCUAUGCCCAAUCCCUGUGCUGGUCCCCCUGAAUUUUGCCCUGAUGGAAAUCCUUUCCAAGGCAUGCCCAUGAAUCCUAACAUCCCUCCGCCCCAUAUGGGCCCCCCACCUCCCUGUUCUGGAGGGGGAGGUGGUGGAGGUAGGAAAAUCCCCUCAUUGUUCGAUCUUAAAGUUCAGCCGACGGGACAGCUGGCUCACAAACUGGCUGUCAGGAGCCAGACUCCCAGUGGCAGCCAGGGUCAGACCACAGCACCUGGACCUCAAGGGGCACCUGGUACCAGCCCAAUCUGCUUUCCUGCUCCUCAAGGCAUGAUGUCCCCUGACAUGCAGAACAUGGGCCCCAACCUUGGGAUGAACCAAGGGCCCCCAAACAUGGGCCCUGGUGGACCGCCCAUGAUGGGAGGAUUUCCAUCUGGUGACGGUCCUCCAUUCGGCGGUCCUAUGCCCCCAGGUCCGCCUCAGGGUGGAGGAAACUACUACCAUAACUUCCUCAAUCAGCAGGAGGGUAGGCCAAUGGAGGGAGUGAUCCAAGAAGGUGACAACUUUCAGGUUUUCUCCGGCAUGGACGAGAGAGGAGGAGGAGGGACAUUUGGUAACCAGUCAGGUGGUCAAGAUGGCUCCGCAAAUGGAACGUCAGCCAAUCAGGGAGGGAUGUCUGUUCCUGACUUCCUGCCUCCAGCACAACGUGUCCUGUUUAUGAGGAUCCAACAGAAGCAGCAGGAAGAAGAGGAACGAGCCCGCAGAAUGGCAGAGGGAGGAGCAGAGAAGAGUAGAGACGCUGAAGGUGAUUCAGGGAACUGGUACUCCAGUGAGGAUGAGGAUGGCGGUAGUAGUGUGACCUCAAUCUUGAAGACACUCCGCCAGCAGACCCAGGCUCCUCAAAAAGCUGAAGGCCCCCUGAUUGACCCCCGCCUGCAGAAGACCUCCCCUGCCCACCCUCCAGCUCGCCCAGCAGACCCCCGCUUGUUCCGGGACCCACGCCUGGCACGUAAUGCAGAGUCUUCCUCCGAUUCCGUGCCCACUCCAUCUGUCGCCGGACCGCCAGCAGACCCCAGGUUAGCUCGACUAACUGCUGCUGCCUCAACUGGACCCACAUCCCACCCACCACCAACCACUAAACAAGAGCCUCCUCUGGUCUACAAGCCCCCCCCACUUACGACCCCGGCAGUGGAAGAGGAGGAGACGGAGCGGGUUCUACGGGACAAGCCAGUACCAAUUCCUCUGGACCCACUCAUGGGUAUGGCUCUAAGGGAUCCGCGCUCUCAACUACAGCAGUUCAGCCACAUCAAGAAGGAUAUUGUUCUCCACAUGCCAGCUUUUUCUAAAACCAUCACUUGGUCACCUGAAGAUCUCCUUCCAAUCCCUAUCCCCAAGCAGGACCUCCUGCCUCUUCCACCAGGCAUCCCUCCUGUGUCCUCUCUGGACCCCCGUCUGUCCCGUGCUCAGCAGCAGCUCCACACAUCGCUUCCUCACUCACAGCCUCCUCCUGUACAGUCGCCUCCCUCCUCGGACCCACCUGCUUCCUCCUCCUCCACCUCCUCCAUCCCAGACUUUGAGCUCCUGUCUCGCAUCCUGAAAUCGGUCAACUCCAGCCCAUCGCAGAACUCCCCUCCUCUCUUACCCACCUCUUCUGCCCCGAUGUCACUGCUGAGUCCAGCUCCCACCAUGCCUCUUGCGCCUCCAGAGAAGCCCGCUGACCCCCGUGUGGCUCGUAAGGGCUUGUCAGACCCGCGCCUCCAGCCUCAGAAGUCAGCACUGAAGCAGCCGCCAGAACCCACACCAGCUCCUGUCUCAUCUACAACUCCAGCAACAACAUCUAGCUCACCUCCCCCUACCACUGCCCCCUAUGAUCCAAGGCUGCUUUCUUCAGGUGGGGCAGGGCGCGGUGUGGGGGCUGGGGCAGCAGGGGGAGCCAAUAUGCUGAGCAACAUCAGUCUGUAUGACCCAAGGACUAACAAACCAGGCAGCCCUGGUACUAGCAGUGGCUCCAACAACUCUCCCAACUCAGCCAACACAGAUUCCAAACUCAGUGACACCACAAUGGCUAAACCCAAGUCCAAGGAGCCCCUUUUUGUUAGGAAGUCUGCGUUGGACCAACCAGAGCCAGAGAAAAGUGGAGAACAAGGAACAGAUAGAUACAAUAGUUAUAAUAGGCCCCGGCCAAAGCCUGCACCCUCGCCUAACUCCACGUCCCAGGGAGCAGCCACUGCAGCCGGUGCUGCUGCAACCGGAGGUCAGGGUGCUCCUGGAGCUGCUGCAGACCAGGGGCCUGCAGGCGUCCACAACCUACCAGUGUCCUCUCUCUUUGGCGGAUUGAAACAGGCAACCAAGCCUGGUGGUGGGACUGGCAGCCCUUUCGGAGGUAACAGCCCGGCGCAGCCCGACCAGGCGGCCAUAGACCAGGAAAACGCCUCACUGAAAGACGUUUUCAAAGGCUUUGAUCCCACAGCCUCACCGUUCUGCCAGUGACCUUUUGACCCUGGAACCAUGAAAGCAUCACUUGGUUGGCCUCUUUUAACAUUUUGGACACUGAGCAGAUUAGUGAAAAGGAGAGAAAAGCGCACUGAGGCAUCUGCCUGUAAGACUGGUUGAGACAAAUGUUGAACAAACUGAUGUUCAUCGUGUACACACACAAAUGCUUUAUCACAGCGUGGAUUCAGAUUCUAUAAAAGACUCUUGGGAGGGUUUAAAAGUGAAUCUCUAAAUCUCUAUUUUAAACAAAGUUAUUGAUGUAGAAAUAAAUGUAUUCAUCUCAAUGCUUAAUGAAAAUAGUUAUUCAGACAGCAGCAAAUACACAUUUAUAUCUCAUCUCAUUAUUCCCUUUCCAUUUCAGUUGUUCAGCUUCAUUUUUUGCAAAUCUUCUAAUCUAUGAACGGUUUGAUAUACAUGUGUGUAUAUUGGGCAGUUGAAGUUGGCCGUGCUCCUGGCAGUUUUCUUCUCAGAGUUAGUUUUGUUGUUAUUAACAACAGCACUGAGGCAACUUCUCAAGUCCUGUUGCUGAAACAUAUUGUUUGCUACAUCACUGCCUUUGCAUUUACUGUCCUCUUUACUCCUUUUGGAAACUGUUGUCAAACAGAAGCUUAUAUUUUGUCAGUUUGAUUCACCAUGUCACAUUUUUUGCAGAAACGCUCGCUACUAAGUACUUAAACUUAAAUCUAUAUUCUGCUUGAUUUUUUUUUUUAGUAUUUAUUUUUCUACUUCUUUGCACUGUCGGUUUAUGUCCUCUGAGGGUUGUAUUAAUAUUUUUAAUGUCUGUAUCUCCUCCAGCUGUUCACACACGGUUUCAUAUCAGGUAUUUAGCAAUUGCCCCAAAACAAGCAACUUUGGUGUUUAAAGGAAGUGAACCUGUGACCUUUCAGCACUGCCUCUCUACGCCACUACACCACUGUUGUCUGUUCCCUCCACCUUCAUUUACUUUUUGUAUUUAAUCAGUGAAAUCGAGUUUGCAGUUCAUAAAUAUAAGCUUCUGUGGCCUUAAGGUAGCGGACAUGGAUAUUAAAUCUUGCUUCUCAGACUCCAGACGUACACAUCAUCCUGUACCUCCUCAUCUCUGCUGGCUGAUGGUCAGCCAAGUCUUCAGUGAUCUUGUAGGGACAUUAAACAAUUUUCGGUUUUAUUUCUCCUCUUUGCUGAAAAGAUAAUGUCUCCCAAAGGCUCCACCUGUAAUAACCGAUCUUUAUGUGUUUUCACCUUGAUCAGAAUAGGACACCUUGAUUCGCUAAUUCUAAAAUCAUUUAGUUUUAACUUUUUGUUGUUAAUAAUGGAAAGGAAUCCCACAGGGCGUGCUGCACAUUUCUGAAGGGUUGGAAAAAAAUUGCAGCGUUUCAGCGUCAAUUUACAAGCUUUGGUUCCAGUGGUUAGUGACAAUGUGACAAUCACAAACUAGACUUGGACCUAAAAUCCAAUGAAUGCAAGAACAUUGCAUUCAUCUGCAGGUGCUCCCUCUUCUGUCAGUCUGAACAGUUAACACAACUCAACAUGUUUUCUCUCAGACUUGCAGUAGAAGUGCACGCUUCAUGGUGGAAAUGUUCAAAGUUAGGAUGAGUGAUUUAAUCUUAACUCCUGAACUUCCCUGACUAGUUUCUGCCUUAUACCAUAAACCGUUUAAGUCAGAUGAGAGUGCAGCAUCUGAAUCAGGGUGAGGUUAAGUUCCAUUUUUUGCCUGAUGAGCCACAGAUUUCAUCGUCGGGCUUCUCUGAAAAUCAAGUCACUAUAGCGGAGCAGCAAGAAUAUUUGACUUCUUGAAGGAAAGGGUUGUGUAGCAGCUGUCAGGAUCGUCGUCGACUGUCGUGUAUAAAUGUUGAUCAUUUUAAUUUAUUUUUUUAUACUCUGGUAACUAUACUUCCUCACUUGUCGUUUUUGAACUGAAUCGUUUUAUAUAUCAGGAUAAUGAAAGUACCACUCACCUCAGUGGGAUGCAGGCAACCUGCCACAGUGUGAAGAGAGGAGGAUUUUUUUUUUAUUUGGUUUUGACUCAAACUAACAAAAUAUUCACUAUUGGCUCUUUCCUCCCGGCUCUUACGCGGCUGAGUGUCAGCUAUAACAAGUGUGAAAGUUAAAGUUGAUUUGAUCUUUUAUUGCUUUGUUGUUUUGUAAAUUUCAUGUUCCUUUUUUCUUGCAAUGUAAAUUUGACCAGUAUCCUGUCUUUGGAGGAGUGGAGUUUUCUAACUGUACACUGUAGGUGAGGAUGUCAAAGUAUUUAAAUAAAGUUGAUACAUGAUCAACCAGUUAUAA